Prionailurus viverrinus (fishing cat) is the source of this 2668-nucleotide messenger RNA. It is a transcript of the gene IL17RE, whose product is annotated as interleukin 17 receptor E. The transcript has 17 exons. The coding region runs from base 100 to 2136 and encodes 678 amino acids. Gene Ontology annotation, molecular function: interleukin-17 receptor activity. The record is from RefSeq and is a predicted model, not a curated record. Lineage: Eukaryota; Metazoa; Chordata; Mammalia; Carnivora; Felidae.
GUGCUGGCCUCUUUCCUGUUAUUUCUCUGCCAGAGCAGGAGCCCCUUGCCCUCCAGGCUGUGCAGCCAUGUUCUGGGGGCUCUGACCCCACGGAAGUCCAUGGGGAGCCCCAGACUGGCAGCCCUGCUCCUGCCUCUCCUGCUGCUCAUUGGCCUCUCUCCCUCCUCUGGGAUUGGCUGCCCCUAUCUUCUGCACUGGAGCACCCACUGUCUGCUGGCCUCCCACAUGGAAGACGCACUCACUGGAGGGUCUGCUCAUAUUCCUUGCCAUACCCAGUUGGCCCUUCCUGUGUCUCUAAAGUCCUGGUGUGCUCAGCUCUGGCUCCCCGCCUGCUAUUUGCACCUGCAUCUGAUGUCAAAUCCUUCAGACCUCCAGGGGGGCUGGAUCCACUUCCUGGUGCAGAAAUUCAAAAAGUCAUACAAGUUCCGGUUCUGUAGGAGACACAAGAUGCCAGCAUCUGCUCAGAGGAAGCUGCUGAAUAGCUGUUGCCUGUCUGAGAAGGGUCAUCACAUUGCUGUCCCCUUCCCAGACAUCUCUCACAAGGGAUCACGCUCUAAAAGGACCCAACCUUCAUAUGCAAAGGCAAUGGAAGGUCUCCCCAGACCCAGCUCACAAAGGCAUGGAGGGCCCGAGUUCUCCUUUGAAUUGUUGCCUGAGGCACGGGCUAUUCGAGUGACCAUUCCCCCGGGACCCGAGGUCAGCGUGCGUCUUUGUCACCAGUGGGCACUAGAAUGCGAGGAGCUGAGCAGUCCCUUCGAGGCCCAGAAAAUUGUGCCUGGGGGCCAUGCUGUAGACCUGCCUUAUGAAUUCUUUCUGCCGUGUCUGUGCAUAGAGGCAUCCUACCUGCAAGAGGACACUGUGAGGUGCAAAAAAUGCCCCUUCCAGAACUGGCCUGAAGCCUAUGGCUCGGACUUCUGGAAGUCAGUGCACUUUACUGACUACAGCCAGCACAGUCAGAUGGUCAUGGCUCUAACACUCCGCUGCCCACUGAAGCUGGAGGCCUCCCUCUGCCAGAGGCAGGGCUGGCACACCCUCUGUGAAGACCUCCCCAAUGCCACGGCUCGAGAGUCACAGGGGUGGUAUGUUUUGGAGGGAGUAGACUUGCACCCCCAGCUCUGCUUCAAGUUCUCUUUUGGAAAUAGCAGCCACGUUGAAUGCCCCCGCGGGACUGUCCCAUCCUGGAAUGUGAGCAUGGAUACCCAGGCCCAGCAGCUGGUCCUUCACUUCUCCUCGAGGAUGCACGCCACCUUCAGUGCUGCCUGGAGCCAUCCAGGCUUGGGGCAGGACAGCUUGGUGCCCCCUGUGUAUAGCAUUAGCCAGACUCAGGGGUCAAGCCCAGUGACGCUAGACCUUAUCAUUCCCUUCCUGAAGCCAGGGAGCUGUGUCCUGGUGUGGAGGUCAGAUGUUCAGUUUUCCUGGAAGCACCUUUUGUGUCCGGAUGUCUCUCAUAGACACCUGGGGCUCUUGAUCCUGGCACUGCUGGCACUCACCACCCUCUCGGGCAUUGUUCUGGUCCUCACUCGCCGGCGCCCACUGUCAGGCCCGAGCCACGCGCGGCCGGUGUUGCUGCUGCACGCGGCGGAGUCAGAGGCGCAGCUGCGCCUGGUGGGAGCACUGGCUGAACUGCUUCGGGCAGCGCUGGGCGGCGGGUGCGACGUGAUCGUGGACCUGUGGGAGGCUACGCGCGUAGCGCGCGUGGGCCCGCUGCCGUGGCUGUGGGCGGCGCGGGCGCGCGUGGCGCAGGAGCAGGGCACCGUGCUGCUGCUGUGGAGCAGUGCCGACCCCAGUCUGCCCGGUGGUCCGGAUUCCGGCGCAGCGCCCCUGCGCGCCCUGCUCCGCGCGGCCCCGCGCCCGCUGCUGCUGCUCGCUUACUUCAGUCGCCUCUGCGCCAAGGGCGACAUUCCCCCUCCACUGCGCGCCCUGCCACGCUACCGCCUGCUGCGCGACCUGCCGCGGCUGCUGCAGGCGUUAGAUGCGCUACCUUCCACCGAAGCCGCCAGCUGGGGCCGCCUUGGGGCUCGUCCGUGCCUGCAGGGUCGCCUGGAGCUGUGCCGACGGCUGGAACGGGAGGCCGCCAAAUUUUGCCAACUGAGGCUGAGCAGAGACAGGCGUAGGGGUACUGGCUGGAACCCCUGAAUGAGCCUUCUACCCUUGAAUCCUUGGGGUGCCACCUCGGGACUACUGGCCAAAAAUCCUUACGCUGUCUGCCAACCUGGGAGCAGAGCACCUCCCUCACUGUCCCAGCCCCUUCCCCACGUGUGCCUGGCUUCUUCCUUAGGAUUACCCUUUCAGAACCAGCAGGGAGAGUUGGUCUUUACUGAGGGCUCCACCGACCCCAGUCCUGUGGGGGUGGGGGAAUCUUCCCACCUCUCUUCAAAAUUCCGGAAAGAGUAUUUUGCACAUGAACCAGUCCAGGCUGGAGAGGUUGUGGGACAGGGGUAGAGGAGGCAGGAGCUAUGGCAGUUCUGAGCGAGGGGUGACUUCAGGGGGUGGGAGAAAACCCCUUUCUGAGCCAGGAUACUGCUUUCCCAGACUGGAGCCCAGCCCAGAGGAGGAUGGAGGGAGAGAGAGAGCCUGAUCAGGGAAAGAGGUUUCAGCCUUGAGUGGCCAGGACACAGGUGUGACUAAGAUCAAGAAAAAUAAAUAAAGGUGAAUAUAAUGGAUAAGC